Molecule: messenger RNA, 3692 nt
Organism: Nicrophorus vespilloides
Lineage: Eukaryota; Metazoa; Arthropoda; Insecta; Coleoptera; Silphidae
Exons: 8
Coding region: 202-3681 (1159 amino acids)
Source: RefSeq, a predicted model, not a curated record
UUCCACCCGGACGCAGAUGAAAAAAUAACAUCAAAAAAACAUGCUGAAAUAGUGAAUUUAAAUAAAAAGUGCGCGAUAUUUCAGGACUUUUCUCGUAAUUACAAGCAGGUUUAAGUUAUUAAUUGUGUGUUACAUUGAUGAGCCAAUUACUAUGUUAGCAAAUCUUAAUUGCUCAAUUGAAGCGCGUUUUUAAAAUAUACGAUGGAUCUGAGAGCUUUGUCCAUUAUCAAGAAGAAAAUCCUGACCUCAGAUGCCGCCCUUCAAAUAAUCUCGAAGAAGAACAAAAAGAUACAGGACAACGAAGCUGAAAUACAGAAACUUACUCAGAGCCACAAUGAGAAGUUCGACAGCCUCCAGACUGAAUUCACCAAUUACAAAAAUGCGAACAUCAGUUACAUGGACAAGUAUUUGGAUAUGAAGAAGAAAUUCGAGAAACUCGAGCCCAAAUACAAUGCUCUGUUUAAAGAGCACCACAGUAAAUGUGAGUUGGCCAUUUGGAAUUUCAAGUCUCAGCUUGGUCAGAGUGAGCAGGAAUGUGCCAAACUCAAGUUGUCCAAUACUGAAUUAUCAAAUAGUUUGGACGAAGCAAAGUCACUCAAUUCUAAUUAUGAAGAGCAAAUUGCACAAUUGAAAAUACUUGAGGAAAGGAAGAAUCAGUUAGAAGCAAGACUCAAGGUAUUUACGAAUUUACAAAGUGAUAAUACUCGUGAAAUAUUGUCUGGCUUUAGUUCUGCAGAAGCAUUGAAAGCGAAAGCAUUUUACGAGGAGUGUGCGGAGUUUGUAGACCGACGGAUGGCCAACGAACGAACGUACGAUGACGAGUACAUCUUCAAAAUAUUGAAAGAGAUGCAGGAUAUUCCUGAACUUAUCACGCCUUUCAGGGACAAGAUUGAGCGGUACGAUUGCGGCGUGCAAACUGUUGCAGCACCGUCCACCGUUAACGCAAGUUCCCAAACCCUCGCAAAGCGUCUUUGCCACAAAGCGAAUCAAACUACUGUGCCUAGAAGAAAUCUAAACGAUGUUGGUUGUCAAGCGGGCAACCAGUUGGAGACGAAACAUGUUGGAUGUCAAUUUAGCGAUAAAGUGCUGAAGUGCAUUAAUCAUGUGGGAAAUAAUAGUACAAAAGAUUUAUCAGCUUUAAAAAUGACUCAGCCAGUUUAUAAUAGUAGUGUGUUAUUGAAGCAAUUGAAAACUGAAGACUACAGCUCCAAAGAUUUUGGGUGUCAGUUCAGCAAUGAAGUAGAAUCGAACGUUGGUGCGUGUAAAAAAGAUGUAACUGCGAAGAGCUUCCAAGAUUUCGGCUGUCAAUUUGGAAUUACAAAUGAUCCAUCCACAAAGCAAUACGAAACCAAAGAAGUUGGUUGUCAAUAUAGUAAUAAUUUAAGAUUGGAUGUUGCUGGGACUGAGGAGAUUAGUCGACAUCACAAAGAGUACAAAGAAAUUGGAUUGCAGUGUACUCAGAAUACUGUUGAAAUUGGAACAGUCACAUUAAAAUUGGAACAAUCAAAUGCGGAAACUCAAACCUGCCAAAAGAUUAGUUGUAUUGAGGUCACUAGGACGAGCAAACCCCCGACAAUGAAACAGGCAUUGGCUGUAUUGAAGCGCGGAAAUAUUAAUAUAACUAUAACCAGAGGGAAGGUCGUGAAAUACAGCAGGAAUCCGCCUCCGGCUGCUCCGAGACCGAUCAAUCAAAAGCUGUUCAAGACGCUGAUGUGCAAGUUGAAUGAAGUGAUUAAUUCGAGACCGAUCAUGCCACGUAGCUAUGAUUCGGACAAUGAAUUCCAGUCCAUCGAUUCCGGCUACAAUUUGAGCGAUUGCGAAACGUCUUCCACGAGAACGCAAGCAACGAAUCUGAGUAUGUUCAAUGAGAGCACCAAGGAUAGAAUGGAAAAUCUGUUUGGUAUCGAAGAAGAUGAAGAGAGUACCAGUUUCAAGACGUAUUCAGACAAAGAGAGUAUUGCGGAAUCUGAGAUGGAACGCGUCUUCGACGAGAUGAGGUCCACCUCUCCAUUGAGCGUUCUACCAGAUAGUCCACCGAAAAAACGGCCAGCAUCCAAAGCAAAUGCAACAGAUGAAACGCAUGUGAAACAGCGGAAGUUGCAAAGCAGUUCGCUUGUAGCAAAUCGUAAGCUUUCAGAGAUCACCAAGAGGUUCAAAACAACUCAAUUGAGUGCUCGAUCCGAGCUGGUUUCUGGGGAUGCGGUGGAGGUGCCGACGAAGAAACGCAUCGCUCAUAAUGUUGCGACACUGAAAAUUACUCCACCAAUAAUUCCGGAAACGAAACCGGAAAUUAUUAAUGAUAACCCAUUGGAAAUACAGCCAGCUGCCAUCCAGAAGGAAGUAAGAAAGUUCAAGAAGCCCGUAGCCUAUCAGAAGAGAUUACAAAACAAAAUUGAAUCGCCGAGAAUCGUCGAGAACGGUAAUAUGACGGAGAACCAAAUUGUUAGCUGCGCAGCGACGAAUGAAGACAAGUUGACGGAAAACUCAGGAAUCAGUAUUAACGUUGAAACAGAGACGGCUCAUGCAAAUUCGUUUAUUGUAAAUCAAACUGAAAGGGAACAGACAGUCGAAUCCCAGAAUGUACCAAAUGUCAUUGAAGCCAAAGAGGUUUGCAUUAGGCCUGAAACUAGUGGAGUGGAGAUUUCAACAGAACUGAACACUGAAGAAAGUAAUCCAGAGAUACUAAACGAAGAGAGAAUUAAUGACAAUCCGAUUGUUGAGAAGAAAAUACCGUGGAGCAAAGCGAAGAAGUAUCUGAGGCGAUUGGUGUUUUAUCAGGGAAAUGAUUUGAAGACAGAUAAUGCGGUGAAAACGUUCCAAGGACUAGAUCAAAAGGUUCUGAUAAACUAUAUCCUGACGGCAGUGAGAAUCGAUGAAUCGGAGGCCGCGAAGGGCGAAUCCCCGUUCGAGCCUUGCCUCACCAUGACGCAGAAAGUUAUGAUUGGGUUCCUGGUGAAGCUCGAGAACGACGACUACCCGAACAUCACCGAAGAUUUUCUGGUACUCUGCGAGCGAAAUCUCCUUUUCGUCGAAGCGGAUGCCACGCACGUGAUGCGGAUAACUAAAGUUUACGCCGCGCUCUGCAAAAUGAAGAAGCAGAAGAUGAGAUUACGCAGAAUGAUGUGCGACGCCAUGUAUCAAAUGGGUGAUCUGGCUGUACCGUUCAUACAUCACGUCCUUGUUUGCUGGAUACAGAUUCUGGUAGUCAUAUCUGACGAGCAACAACUUAAAGAUAAACCGUUGAUACAAGUAUUGAUACAAUUGGUGCACACGAAAACGUGCCACAGUCCUGAAUACUUCUUGAGCGUGCUAAAGAACCUAUUGGAAGUCUAUUACAAGUAUCCGAGAGAACGCUACAAUGAGAACAACCUGAUCAAAGAUUUCCUGCAGCAAUUCAUGUGUACUCUAAGGGAAGAUUUUUCUGUGGCUAUUACCAUUCUGUGCAAGAUCAAAAGCAAUGCGUGGGCAUUCAAGCAGGUCGAGCUUAUACAGGAGUUGAUAAACGUCGCUAAACACGGCAGCAGAGAUAUCGUGAAUGCUUUGAUCGGGUUGAUCAGGAAAAUCCAAGUGCAAAUGAGCGACGAUCAAAAAACCUAUGCCAAAAUAAACGAAAUAUUGGCGAGCGCAGAAACAGAGAUUUCAGUCAUGGAGACGGAGAUGCUCGAUCCUGAAGAUGCUUAAUCAAAUGCAUC